Messenger RNA from Loa loa (African eye worm), 281 nucleotides. RefSeq lists its product as hypothetical. The annotation marks the transcript as partial. The record is from RefSeq and is a predicted model, not a curated record. Lineage: Eukaryota; Metazoa; Nematoda; Chromadorea; Rhabditida; Onchocercidae. The transcript has a single exon.
CAGCAAUUACGAUAAGAAUAACAAUAACAAAAGCAAUAUUAAGUGUUACAACAACAACAGUAACAACGAUAAGAGUAACAAUAACAAUAACAACAACAGUAUUAAAUGUUACAACAAGAACAGCAACAACAAUAACGAUAAGAAUAACAAUAACAACAACAAUAUUAAGUGUUACAACAUUAUCAACAACAACAGCAACAACAACAACAACAACAACAAUAACGAUAAUUAACGACAAUAAUAAUAAAAACAAAAUGCUGUUUAUUAGUGAGAAACGAUAA